AUCUAUUUAUAUCUCCAUGUCUCAGGCAGGUGCCCAGGGAGAGACGUCUCAGCAGAAACCAAUCCUGACGACGCCUUGAUCUCAUAGUUCCCACCUGCAAAACGGACUGACCACAGGUGCCUGCUGGUGAAGCCGCUCCCCCCGGGGGUCUUCAACACGGCCGCCCGAGCCGGCCCGCACACGGCUCUGAGACCCUCUGAGGCCCACCCUCUCCGCUCCGUUGCCCCCGUCCUGGUCCAGACCUCCACCGACUCCACCCCCGCGCGUCCACACCCUCGGCUGAAAAGAACUACGUGUGAAGCUAAUGUCUACAUCUGCUCUUUCAAAACUUUGGACUGAAUGGGUCCAGAGGUGAAACCCAAGACAUCGCGCUUUCAAAGAUAACAUCGUCCUUUAUACUGAAAGCUUAUCACUGGCCACAAUGUCUACAGUCAGACAACAGGGCAUCACUGGCCACAAUGUCUACAGUCAGACCACAGGGCAUCACUGGCCACAAUGUCUACAGUCAGACCACAGGGCAUCACUGGCCACAAUGUCUACAGUCAGAUCACAGGGCAUCACUGCCCACAAUGUCUACAGUCAGACCGCAGGGCAUCACUGCCCACAAUGUCUACAGUCAGACCACAGGGCAUCACUGGCCACAAUGUCUACAGUCAGAUCACAGGGCAUCACUGCCCACAAUGUCUACAGUCAGACCGCAGGGCAUCACUGCCCACAAUGUCUACAGUCAGACCGCAGGGCAUCACUGGCCACAAUGUCUACAGUCAGACCACAGGGCAUCACUGGCCACAAUGUCUACAGUCAGACCACAGGGCAUCACUGCCCACAAUGUCUACAGUCAGACAACAGGGCAUCACUGGCCACAAUGUCUACAGUCAGACCACAGGGCAUCACUGGCCACAAUGUCUACAGUCAGAUCACAGGGCAUCACUGCCCACAAUGUCUACAGUCAGACCGCAGGGCAUCACUGCCCACAAUGUCUACAGUCAGACCGCAGGGCAUCACUGCCCACAAUGUCUACAGUCAGACAGCAGGGCAUCACUGCCCACAAUGUCUACAGUCAGACCGCAGGGCAUCACUGCCCACAAUGUCUACAGUCAGAUCGCAGGGCAUCACUGCCCACAAUGUCUACAGUCAGACCACAGAGCAUCACUGGCCACAAUGUCUACAGUCAGACCACAGGGCAUCACUGGCCACAAUGUCUACAGUCAGAUCGCAGGGCAUCACUGCCCACAAUGUCUACAGUCAGACCGCAGGGCAUCACUGCCCACAAUGUCUACAGUCAGACCGCAGGGCAUCACUGGCCACAAUGUCUACAGUCAGACCACAGGGCAUCACUGGCCACAAUGUCUACAGUCAGACCACAGGGCAUCACUGCCCACAAUGUCUACAGUCAGAUCACAGGGCAUCACUGCCCACAAUGUCUACAGUCAGACCGCAGGGCAUCACUGCCCACAAUGUCUACAGUCAGACCGCAGGGCAUCACUGCCCACAAUGUCUACAGUCAGACAACAGGGCAUCACUGCCCACAAUGUCUACAGUCAGACCGCAGGGCAUCACUGCCCACAAUGUCUACAGUCAGAUCACAGGGCAUCACUGCCCACAAUGUCUACAGUCAGACAACAGAGCAUCACUGGCCACAAUGUCUACAGUCAGACCACAGGGCAUCACUGCCCACAAUGUCUACAGUCAGACCACAGGGCAUCACUGCCCACAAUGUCUACAGUCAGACAACAGAGCCCUGAGUGAGAUUAUGUGUAUGCUCAGUAAUUAAAAAAAAAUGA
Sus scrofa (pig) is the source of this 1784-nucleotide messenger RNA. The record is from RefSeq and is a predicted model, not a curated record. NCBI's taxonomy places the organism in Eukaryota, Metazoa, Chordata, Mammalia, Artiodactyla, Suidae.